AUGUGCCGGCCGAGGGAGCGGCGCGCCGUGUAGAGUGUGAGGAGAGGUGGCCGGCUGUGUGCUUGUCAUUUCAGUCAGGUUUAUUUCUGCUCGCCGGUCCUCUCCCCCCCCCUUUUCUCUCUCCUCUUCUAUGCUCUCCUCUCUUCUCCACCCCUCCCUCUCCUGUUCAGUCAUAUUGUGAUCACCACUCCCCCCUCCCCCAUCGCUGCUCCAGCUUCUGCCGCCUUCAGUCUGCGUGUGAGGGAGAGAGAGAGAGCGGCCGGCCGGCGGGGGAGCCGGGGGACACCAUGCUGUGAUCAGAUACCUCCUCCUCCUCUCUCCCCCACAACUACACGACACCUGCAUCGCCUCCGUCAGACUUUUCUGGAUGCAAUUUCCUAAAAUAAUGCCGUUGUUUACCAUGGAACAGUAUUCAAGACAUAUCUGUGGAAUUACCCUUCAAGCUUUUUGAAUAUCCCCUAAAAUGCACAUGAUCUAGUGUUUGACAAGAGGCUUUGUUUGUUUGGGCUGUGAAGACCCCUUGCCAGCUGGAUUUACUGACCUUCUCUGCCUAUUUGCCUGCCCAAAGGGAUUGUGGCAGAAAUGGCGAACAAUUCGGUUGCAUACAGUGGUGUAAAAAACUCUACAAAUGAAACAAACCAUGGUGGAGAAUUUGGGAUCACUGUUGAAGACCUUCGGGACCUUAUGGAAUUGAGAUCCACGGAUGCAUUACAGAAAAUUCAAGAAUGCUAUGGAGAUGUAUACGGCAUAUGUAGUAGAUUGAAAACCUCACCGCAUGAUGGUUUGAGUGGAAAUCUGUCAGACCUUGAACGGAGGCAAGAAGUAUUUGGAAAGAAUCUUAUACCUCCUAAAAAGCCAAAAACUUUUCUUCAGUUAGUAUGGGAAGCAUUACAGGAUGUAACAUUAAUUAUUCUAGAAAUAGCAGCCAUAAUAUCUUUAGGCCUUUCUUUUUACCGACCUCCUGGUGGAGAUAAUGAAUUGUGUGGAGAAGCCACUGGCACUGGUGAAGAGGAGGAAGGGGAGGCAGGCUGGAUUGAAGGAGCUGCUAUCCUUCUAUCUGUUGUAUGUGUGGUGUUAGUAACCGCUUUUAAUGACUGGAGUAAAGAGAAACAAUUCCGAGGGUUGCAGAACCGAAUUGAACAAGAGCAAAAAUUUACAGUUGUCCGUGGAGGCCAAGUUAUCCAAAUUCCAGUGGCUGAUAUAGUUGUUGGAGACAUUGCACAAAUAAAAUAUGGUGAUCUGUUGCCUGCUGAUGGUGUACUAAUUCAGGGAAAUGAUCUUAAAAUUGACGAAAGUUCAUUAACUGGAGAAUCUGAUCAUGUUAAGAAAAAUCUGGAAAAAGACCCUCUACUGCUUUCUGGAACGCAUGUUAUGGAGGGCUCGGGAAAAAUGGUUGUCACUGCAAUUGGAGUGAAUUCCCAAACUGGAAUUAUUUUUACUUUACUUGGAGCUGGAGAACAUGAAGAAGAGAAAGAAAAAGAAAAAAAGGAAAAGAAAAGCAAAAAACAAGAUGGCACAGCUGAAAAUCGAAACAAAGCAAAAGCUCAAGAUGGUGCAGCAAUGGAAAUGCAGCCUCUUAAGAGUGAAGAUGGCGGAGAUGGAGAAGACAAAAAGAAAACAAAUAUGACAAAGAAAGAAAAAUCUGUUUUGCAAGGCAAACUUACUAAAUUGGCAGUGCAGAUCGGAAAAGCUGGCUUGGUUAUGUCUGCAAUUACAGUCAUAAUCCUCGUUCUUUACUUUGUCAUCAAUACAUUCUGGAUUCAGCAACGUCCAUGGUUGUCAGAGUGUACGCCCAUUUAUGUCCAAUAUUUUGUCAAGUUCUUUAUUAUUGGAGUCACAGUUUUGGUAGUAGCAGUUCCAGAAGGUCUUCCACUUGCAGUUACCAUUUCACUGGCAUAUUCUGUCAAGAAAAUGAUGAAAGAUAAUAACUUGGUUCGGCAUCUGGAUGCUUGUGAAACCAUGGGAAAUGCCACUGCAAUCUGCUCAGAUAAAACUGGAACAUUAACUAUGAACAGAAUGACUGUUGUUCAAGCUUUUCUAAAUGAUAAACAUUACAGAAAGAUUCCCGACGCAGAGUCUUUACCUGAAAAUUUGCUGAACCUCCUUAUCACAGGGAUUUCAGUCAACUGUGCUUACACGUCCAAAAUUUUGACUCCUGAAAAAGAAGGUGGCCUACCACGCCAUGUUGGUAACAAAACUGAAUGUUCCUUGCUGGGAUUUCUUUUGGAUCUAAAACGUGACUACCAAGAUGUACGGAAUGAGAUCCCGGAGGAAACCCUUUUUAAAGUGUACACUUUUAAUUCUAGCAGAAAGUCUAUGAGCACAGUGUUGAAAAACAAUGAUGGUAGUUAUCGAAUGUUCAGCAAGGGUGCCUCAGAGAUCCUCCUUAAAAAGUGCUGCAAAAUUAUUUGUGCUGAUGGUGAAGCCAAAAAUUUCAGACCAAGGGAUAGGGAUGAUAUGGCUAAAAGAGUGAUUGAACCAAUGGCAUCUGAGGGCCUGAGAACCAUAUGUUUGGCUUAUAGAGAAUUUCCUGCUGAGGAACAUGAGCCUGACUGGGAAAAUGAAAAUGAUAUCCUUGCUGGUCUCACCUGUAUUGCUGUUGUAGGCAUUGAAGACCCAGUAAGAGCAGAGGUGCCAGAUGCAAUAAGAAAAUGUCAACGAGCUGGUAUUACAGUCCGAAUGGUAACAGGGGACAACAUUAACACCGCUCGUGCUAUUGCCACAAAAUGUGGAAUUCUUCACCCUGGGGAGGACUUCCUUUGUAUAGAAGGCAAAGAAUUCAAUAGAAGAAUACGAAAUGAAAAAGGAGAAAUUGAACAAGAACGAAUAGAUAAACUUUGGCCUAAGCUUCGUGUUCUUGCUAGAUCAUCUCCAACUGAUAAGCAUACAUUAGUAAAAGGUAUUAUUGACAGCACAAUCUGUGAACAGAGACAAGUGGUAGCAGUAACUGGUGAUGGGACCAAUGAUGGACCUGCCUUGAAGAAAGCAGAUGUUGGGUUUGCUAUGGGUAUUGCUGGAACAGAUGUUGCAAAAGAAGCUUCUGAUAUUAUUCUCACAGAUGACAACUUCUCCAGCAUUGUAAAAGCAGUAAUGUGGGGAAGAAACGUGUAUGACAGCAUCUCAAAAUUUCUACAAUUCCAGCUUACUGUCAAUGUAGUUGCAGUUAUUGUAGCUUUUACUGGAGCAUGUAUCACACAAGACUCUCCACUUAAGGCUGUUCAGAUGUUAUGGGUAAAUCUUAUUAUGGACACAUUUGCAUCACUUGCUUUGGCAACUGAGCCUCCAACUGAAUCUCUGUUAUUGAGAAAACCUUAUGGGAGAAAUAAACCCCUCAUAUCUCGCACAAUGAUGAAAAAUAUUUUGGGCCAUGCAGUCUACCAGUUAGUUGUGGUCUUCACACUACUAUUUGCGGGCGAGAAACUUUUUGAUAUCGACAGUGGUAGAAACGCUCCACUCCAUGCGCCUCCAUCACAGCAUUAUACCAUUGUGUUCAACACCUUCGUUAUGAUGCAGCUUUUUAAUGAAAUUAAUGCCAGGAAGAUUCAUGGAGAGAGAAAUGUGUUUGAAGGAAUAUUUAACAAUAUCAUAUUCUGCAGCAUUGUAUUAGGUACUUUCAUAAUACAGAUCGUAAUUGUUCAGUUUGGCGGCAAACCUUUUAGUUGUACGGAAUUGACAGUAGAUCAGUGGCUUUGGUCCGUUUUUCUGGGUUUGGGAACAUUACUUUGGGGCCAGCUGGUAACCACAAUACCAACGAGUCGUUUGAAGUUCCUCAAAGAAGCAGGUCAUGGGACACAUAAGGAUGAAAUUCCAGAAGAAGAGCUUGCUGAAGAUGCAGAGGAGAUUGAUCAUGCAGAGAGGGAGUUGCGCCGUGGUCAGAUCUUAUGGUUUAGGGGCCUAAACAGAAUUCAGACUCAGAUGGGAUGGUCCUUUCUCUUGUUCUCUCUCUCUCUUGCUGAGCAAGCUGUCACAAUCUCUGAUUCCUUGCAGAUGGAUGUAGUGAAUGCUUUCCAAAGUGGAAGUUCCAUUCAGGGGGCUUUAAGGCGGCAACCCUCCAUCGCCAGCCAGCAUCAUGAUAUUCGAGUGGUGAAUGCAUUUCGUAGUUCUCUGUAUGAAGGAUUGGAAAAGCCUGAAUCACGAAGCUCUAUCCACAAUUUCAUGACACACCCAGAGUUUAGAAUAGAAGACGACUCCGAGCCUCAUAUUCCGCUCAUUGAUGACACAGAUGCUGAAGAUGAUGCUCCCACAAAACGUCACUCUACUCCACCUCCCUCUCCCAAUCAAAAUAAUAAUGCUGUUGAUAGUGGAAUACAUCUUACUAUAGAACCGAACAAGUCAGCUACCUCUUCAUCCCCAGGCAGUCCACUACAUAGUCUGGAGACUUCACUCUGAUUGUAAGACGAAUGUCAACAUUCUAGCUGAUUUGAAAAGAAAACUGGGUCCUUUACACACAAUGCAGCGGGCAGAAGAGUGCCUGCUCCUUGGACUUCAAAUGAAGACUCACUUGUAUGAAUGUAGAUUUAUUUUUUUAAAAAAUGCUUUCUGCCAGACUGAGGGUGCUUUUCUUGGGAAGGAAAAGGGAUGGGAUAAUUGGGAUGAACUCUUUGACAAGAUGCUUCGUAACCCAGCAAAAGCAACCUGCAGAGCAUCAGUUACACUAAACGGUGAUUGGCCUGGACAGUAUGUUAGAAACAUUCUAGUUUAUAUUGAUCCACAUUAUUAUUUUUUGGGGGGCCCGGGGUUGUUCAUUUGAUUAUUUAUGUUAUAAAUGAUACAGAUCUGUUUACAAGGUUUAUAGAUAUUUUUUUCCUGUUCAUAGAAGGGAAGUUUCCUUAUUUGCAAUGAAAGCGAUAAUGUCCAUUUAAACACUGCUGUAUUUUCAAGAAAAAAGGGGUGUUUCUAUUGAAAUUGUUUGAAAAAAAACUUUGCCUGCAAUUUACUCAAUAUGGUAGAUAAAUGAACUAAUAGCCAAAUAUAAAACAAAAAAACACUAAUGCUUCAGACAAGAUAAGAGCAGCAGUGUUAUAAUGAAAAAGAUGGCCUCUAUCCUUAGUUUCUUUAAUAAAAAAAAAAAAAAAAAAGUAAAAAUAAAAAAAAAAAGAAGAAAAAGAACUUGCAUUUACUACUUAAUGGUUUUCAAAUGAUUUUUUUUUUUUUAUGUUCAAGAAAUGGGAAAAAAAAUACUUUUUUGUUCCAAAGCUCAACAGAAGUUUGUGAAAUGCAGGACAUCAUGUGUGGCGGAUCUUGCUUGAAACCUUUUUGCUAUCUCCGUCAAAAUAUAUAAAAUCAAAAUACAUCAAAACUUUAGUCUUCUUAAUUUUCUAUAUAUAUAUAUUUUUUUUUUGUUUGUCUAACCAUGUUAGUUUUAGAUCUGUCUUGGUGAACUGUGAGUGGAACCGUGUUGAUUUUCUAAUAAAUCUUUAGAUGACCUUCAUGCAGCAUGAGGGCCUGUUGGCAUUUUGGAAAAAAAACCACAAAGAUACUACUAGAAAGUAGUACAGUCAUACAUGUUUUCCUUUUUUGUUUUUGGAACUUGUUUGUAAACACAAUAAACAUGCCCUUUUACUAAAUACAAAUGCAGCAAUGUUUUCUUACCUAUGUUGCCACUGUGCAUUUUCAGUGGUUGUACAUGUUUCAAGAUAACGCCAAUAAUGUGUUUUUGAAAUAUGUAUAUAAUUGGUAGUAGCUGAAUUCAGCCAUAUGGCUGACUGCUCUACCAUGUAGUCGUUUAAAAAAAAUAAAAGUUGAAAUGAAUUAAGGGCUUGUCCGCUUAAUAUAAGUUUAUCUUUGAGUAGAUGUUGAUGGGCUAAAUUCAUUUUUCUUUCAUCUUUUUUUAAUGUUUAAGGAUAGAAACAUACACCUGGAGCUCUUGCUCUUUUCCCCUUACAUCAGCAUGCACCAUACAUUGUUUUAGUGUUUUGUUGCAUUCCCUGUGUGGGAAUUGAGACCUGCUUUUGAGGGCAGUGAACAAACCUAGUCUUCUGUGAGCAGGGCCACUUCCUCCAUAUUCUUCAGUAGAUAGCCAAAGAAUUUGACAAACCUCAAAAUAUUUUUUUUUGGUUCCGUAUGAAUGUGCUAGUGUAAUCUAUUGGUGUUGUCUUUUAAGGGUAUAACAGUUUUCUGUGUUUUGAUUCAUAAUCUAAACCCACAACAUUAUUGUAAUUAAUUGGCUUUGCAUUACCCGCUGUACCAUUGUAUUCUGACAUUAGGGGAAUCUCCAGAACACACUAAUCAGUGCCUGCGGCCCAUUGGCUUUGAUUGAAAAAAGUUGUCCCUUUUGACAGAAGUCGACCCAUAGAUUGACUUCUGUCGAACAGGAGGUGCCACGCAGAGAGCAAAAUCUGUCUGGUCCCUGCUGAACCAGCCACAUUUUUAAUUGUGUGUACCCACCUUAAGCCAGUCAUUUGAUUAUACCUCAAGGCUACUGCUCCAAUCAGACUGACGGAUUCCCUCUUUGUCCCAUUUUUCUGGACCUCGUAAAUGACACCUGCUUAAGGUCCACCAUUGCACAAUGCAUAUGGAAUCUGGUUGCAAUAACCUACAUUCUCAAAGAAAUCUCCUCACACGCUUCUACGUGCCCAUUCCACCAAAUCGGUGGGUGUUUAAUGGGCAUUUCGGCACCAAACCUUAGUAGCACAGUUGUGUAAGGCCAUCAUCUCAUCUUCUGUUCAUGCUUUUUUCAAAGUUUUACCAGUUGGACUUCCAAUCUUCUGCUACUUCAGCUUUUGGCUGUUUGAUCCUGCUCUCUGAAGUUGGGUAUUUUGACCCUUGUUGGGCAUCUUGGCACAAUUGUGUAUGCCUCCUUGUUGCCCACCCUUCUUAAUCAUUGCUUGGUGUAAGAAUAUUCUGCCUGUGUCAUGUACUGUACAAUUAAGAUGGGAAUUGACUUCCCUGUAAAUUCUAUAUCUUUGAGUACUGUACAGGGCACAAGUCACCUUCCAUUCCAUUCCUUGGUUACUCUUCACUGCUUGCAACAAAACCUGAGGAUUUGUGGACUGGGAUAGGGUUAUAGGGGGGGUGCCCAUGGGGCAUGUCCACUAAAGUUUUGCCAGUAUCCAGUCACAUGAAGGUACAUGCCUAUACCCCAUGGUGUAUGAAUAUUCUGCCUGUGUCCUCUAUUGUACUCGGAUGUGGAAAUUACAGGUAAGCCAAAAUUCCUCUUUUGUGUUUUUAUAGUUCUUUUAGGCACUCCACUUUUACGUAGAACUUUUUUCCCCCCUGUAAUCUCAGUAAAAUGGCUAGAAAAAAAAUUGUGCUUGUAUGCAUACCUUCCCUGUAGUAGUAUCAGAAACCCACCAUCUUGCAAAAACCUUUGUUAAUGGUGGUGCCUUUGUUAGGUUAUUUCCCUUACAGAAGUAAUCUGCAGCAUCUACUUUCAUGUUUUGCGUGUAUACAGUAUAUAUUAUAUAGAAUGUUUUCUCCCCCCACAUUACUUUGCCCAUGCAAUCCCCUUAUACUCAUCUUGCUUGUGCUCCCUCAGUUGCAGCUGUUGACACUACCUGGUGCUUCCAGGAAUUGGGGAGCAUGUGACCUGCUCCCCCGUACAAUGUGCUUGGGCCUAGCAUCCAGUUUCUAGGCCCUAGCACUGUCACAUGACCAGAGAAUUGACGUCCACACUCACCCCCCCCCCUUUUUAACCACCCCACCGAUUUUAGUGCAGGCUGCAAUUUAAGAGGGGAAGUCAGGCAAGGUGAAUAUACAUAGGGGGGGUCAGGGAGGAGGGGUGGGGAGGGUCCCUUUGCAGAGACCCUGACACUUUGCCUUGCAUGAACAAGUUGACAAUGUCUCAAGAUAUUUUUUGGUAUGUGUGCAUUUUAUUCAAGGACAGAUGUAUACAAAACUAUAGUUGCUCAAAAGUCAUUUAAAUUAUGGCUGGCACAAAAAAAAGCACCAGAGUUGAAAAACCAUACCCUAUGUAUUCCUGAUUGUAAAGCUAAUUUUAUGAAAAAUUCCAGAAAAACUUUACUGCACAGUUUCUACAUUUUCAUAGGAAGAUAUUUACUAAGGUGUAAAAAAGAAACCAGAACAGAAGUGAUAUUGUUACCCAAUGACCAAACACAUUUGUAUUUUUCUUUUCUGUGAAAAUCAAGCCUAGAAUCUUAUUUCUAAUGAUUUUUUUAUAAAUGGGGCUCAUUUAUUCCAUUUCAGGUUUGAAUCUUGCUGGGAUGAAUGGGAAAAGAUAGUGGCGUUUAAACCAAGCUGGUCUUUACAGCUUUACUGCCUCAGCCUUUAUUAAUUUACCACACACAAUUAUAAACUGCUAUGGGUAGGCUUUUUGCUAAUACAAUUAGUGCAGCAUAUGUUAAAAUAACAGGAUUUGAGUUUACAGAAAAUCCACAUGUUGGGUAAGUAUGCAUCUGUUGUAGGUAGUGUUACUGAUGCUUAUCAGAAUUUGCGCUGAGUAUGGUAAAGACAAAGACUGAUAACAUCACAAGUUCAUUUAGAGUAAUGUUCAUACAUAGUUGUAAAUGAAUGAAGCUAUUGCGAGUCAUUGUCAUGACCAAACACUGGUAAAAAUUCACAUUGCAGCAGCUAUAAAGUGUUUUUAAACUUUGUGUAAUAUAUUGUGUAAUAUCUAUAAUAAAGGAUUACACUUUGAAA
Rana temporaria (common frog) is the source of this 8598-nucleotide messenger RNA. It is a transcript of the gene ATP2B1, whose product is annotated as ATPase plasma membrane Ca2+ transporting 1. Gene Ontology annotation, biological process: calcium ion transmembrane transport; regulation of cytosolic calcium ion concentration. Gene Ontology annotation, molecular function: P-type calcium transporter activity; ATP hydrolysis activity; ATP binding. The record is from RefSeq and is a predicted model, not a curated record. Gene Ontology annotation, cellular component: intracellular membrane-bounded organelle; membrane. The coding region runs from base 583 to 4389 and encodes 1268 amino acids. NCBI's taxonomy places the organism in Eukaryota, Metazoa, Chordata, Amphibia, Anura, Ranidae. The transcript is spliced from 22 exons.